Lactuca saligna is the source of this 402-nucleotide messenger RNA. NCBI's taxonomy places the organism in Eukaryota, Viridiplantae, Streptophyta, Magnoliopsida, Asterales, Asteraceae. The record is from the annotation of a GenBank genome assembly.
AUGAGAAUUUACAAAAAGAGCCCUCAGGGGGGUAAUAAAAAGCGGUUUGAGAGAAAUAAUUUGUUCAAACAAGGUGAAAAAAGUUCAAAUUACUGGAAUCUUGAUUCAAGUAAAGGAAAGAUCUAUGGAAUUGGAAGAACAAGUCUGAAAUCUGUAAAACUUGUUGUUGAUGAUCAUCUUGAUGAUUUCACAAAGGUUAAAGUAAAGCCCAUGCAUGUGAAACCUGGUUCACAACAUAAUAAUAACAUUAAAAGUGGAGAGGUGGUCGUAGGGGCAAUAUCGGGAAUUUGGUCGGAAGGGUAUAAAGAUAGUCAAAGAAAAUCAUCGCCACAUAAGCAUGAGAAACAAGUGGUCCCCAUUGCAAAUAAGAAGCAAAACACUAACGAUUUAGGUGAAAAAUGA